AUGCCAGCAUUGAAAAGUCCUCCCAAUGGAAACAACAAAACGGGAUCCCAUACAACUGCAUGUAAAAAAAAACCUGAACAGAGUAGAAGCAGCCGCAUCCCUCCUACUUACUAUUGCUUGCUCUUUCCGAUUCAAAGCUUAAUUCCAACCAUGGCACAGAAACCCCAUGUAGCUAUUUUGCCCAGUCCAGGCAUGGGUCACCUUAUCCCACUUGUUGAGUUGGCCAAGAAACUUGUUUUCAACUACGACCUAUUGGUUACCUUUAUUGUUCCCUCUAUAGGUCCAGCACCAGAUGCCCAGAAGAAAGUUCUUGGCUCCCUUCCCGAAGGCAUGAACUAUAUAUUUCUGCCUCCAGUUAGUUUUGAUGACUUGCCAGGAAUUAGGGCUGAAACCCAGAUAUCUCUCACAGUAACUCGCUCGCUUUCCUCAAUCCGUGAUGUGCUGAAGUCAUUAGUUGCCAGUACUAGACUAGUGGCUUUGGUUCUCGACCUUUUUGGCACGGAUGUCAUUGAUGUUGCCAUGGAAUUUAGUGUGCCAUCUUAUAUUGCUUGCCUGUCUACGGCUAUGACUUUAUCCUUGCAUUUUUAUUUGCCAAAGUUGGAUCAAAUGGUUUCCUGCGAGUAUAAGGAUUUGCCUGAACCUGUACAACUACCAGGCUGGGGAAUUUCAGUACACGGGAGGGAUUUACCUGACCCGAUUCAGGACAGGAAGGAUGAUGCAUACAAAUGGUUCCUUCACCAUUCAAAUCGACAUAGUUUAGCUGAGGGCAUCUUGUUGAAUAGUUUCGUGGAAUUGGAGCCAGGUACUAUAAAGGCUUUGCAAGAUCAAGAACUUGGUAAAUUACCACCUAUCUACCCGGUUGGUCCCAUCAUUCAAGCCGGUACAAUUAGUGGGGCUAAUGGACCGCAGUGCCUCAGAUGGUUGGAUGAUCAACCAAACCGUUCGGUUUUGUACGUUUCUUUUGGGAGUGGUGGAACUCUGUCUUUUGAGCAGCUAAAUGAAUUGGCCAUGGGCUUGGAAAUGAGUGAGCAAAAAUUUUUAUGGGUCGUCAGAAGCCCAGAUAAAUCUACUACUGCCUCCUACUUUAGUGCCGGAAGUAAUGCAAACCCUUUUACUUUCCUGCCAAAUGGCUUCCUGGAUCGAACCGAAGGACAAGGUCUGCUUGUGCCAUCUUGGGCACCGCAAAUUCAAGUGCUUGGUCAUGUCUCGACGGGUGGAUUCCUAACCCAUUGUGGUUGGAAUUCAACACUAGAGAGCCUUGUGCAUGAGGUGCCUUUAAUCGCUUGGCCUCUCUAUGCCGAGCAAAAAACAAAUGCAGUAUUGUUAAACGAGGGCCUUAAGGUGGCAUUGCGACCAGAUGUGGAUGAAAAUGGACUAGUAGGACGAGAGGAGAUUGCCAGAGUUGUGAAGUGUUUAAUGCAAGGGGGAGAAGGGCUGGCAAUGCGCAAUCGAAUGAAAAGGCUGAAGGAAGCUGCGGCCAAGGCAGUGAGUGAUGAUGGCUCCUCCACCAAAUCACUCCAUGAACUAGUGUCCAAGUGGAAAAAUUAG
Dovyalis caffra is the source of this 1548-nucleotide messenger RNA. Lineage: Eukaryota; Viridiplantae; Streptophyta; Magnoliopsida; Malpighiales; Salicaceae. The record is from the annotation of a GenBank genome assembly.